This is a messenger RNA of Impatiens glandulifera, 3059 nucleotides long. RefSeq names its product enhancer of mRNA-decapping protein 4-like. NCBI's taxonomy places the organism in Eukaryota, Viridiplantae, Streptophyta, Magnoliopsida, Ericales, Balsaminaceae. Gene Ontology annotation, biological process: deadenylation-independent decapping of nuclear-transcribed mRNA. The coding region runs from base 1 to 2742 and encodes 913 amino acids. The transcript is spliced from 9 exons. The record is from RefSeq and is a predicted model, not a curated record. Gene Ontology annotation, cellular component: P-body.
AUGGCGUCAACCAUAAUUCCUGAGUUUGUUGGUAGAGUUUCGUGGAAAACCAAUCUAUUAAACAUUGCCAACAAGUUUACUGAAAUGGAUUUAAUGGAAAGGGUAGAAAAAACUCAAUUUCGAUUUUUAUUCAUAGGAGCAUCGAGACUGCGGUUUUCAGGAAUGAUAAUCCAUCAAAUGCUCCUCAGGAAUAGCAGUUCAAAUUCUAAGCAGAUGAAGUUCCUCGUGAAUGGAGAGGAGCUGUCCUUCGGGAUGAAGGAGUUUGCCUUGAUCACAGGCCUCAAUUUUAGGAGAUUCCCUGCGGUGGAAACAAUUUUCAAUGAAGUUGAAAAAUGUCCAAAUUUGGUUGUAAAAUAUUUUCAAAGUAAUAUGAUUGUUAGAAUAGAAGACCUUCACUCAAGACUUAUGUCCUGCUCUGAUAAAGAAGAUGCAUGGAAGUUGGGGCUGGUAUACCUGGUUUGCCAUUAUCUCUUCGCCAUUAACUCAAAGAGGAUAAUAAAUAUCAAACUACUCAGCAUGGUCGAGAACAUCGACACUUUCCUCCAAUUUCCAUGGGGAAAAUUGUCCUUUAGAGCAACCCUGAAGGGUUUGAACAGGGACCUAAAACACUUAAGGUCGAUAUAUCUAGACAAAAAGGAAGGUAUGAGUAAGAAGAACAAAGACAAGAAUGUCAGUGUUUCUUAUACCGUAUAUGGGUUUGCAUUAGCAUUACAAGUGUGGACAUAUGAGGUUAUCAAAACGUUUGUCCCCAAACUUGCAAGAAAUACGAUGCUUCAAGCGCAUGAGCCUGUCUGCCCAAGGAUAAUACAAUACAAAUCCAGCAGGAAGACCACCGCCUCUGAUCUUCAAACUGCCUUGCAAGGCAAGAUUGUCAAAAAGAUGGAAAUGUCUGAAGAGGAGAAGAUCUUAUAUGAUGGGGAAGAGUUUGAAGAUAUGGGAGAUAAUUUGUAUGAUUGUUUAUUUAAGUUUGAGUCCAGAAGGAGGAAACAUGAAGAAAUUGAAGAUGUAGUUCCUUUCAAACCUGACAUGAGGAAGAGAAGACAAAUUACUCAUCCCAGUACUUCUCAUUCUGUUCCUGCCAAAUCUGCCAUGAGAAAGAGAAAACUAAUUACUCCCCUCAGCCCUAGCACCUCUCAUUCUCUCUCCACCGCCACCGGGAAUCAUUCAGAUGAUGAUGACCCUCAAAUGACUCCAACAUCAACACCUCCCCAGAAUGGAUGUAAAUUGGAUAAACUGACGAAUGAGAUUGACAUAAUAUCAGUCACACUAGAGGAGGAACAUAGCAGGAGAAUAAUGAAGAGAAAAGAAAAUGAGGAGAAUGUGUUGGUGGAGAAGGAUAAGGGGAAAAAACAAAAAUGUGAGAUUGCUCUAGAAUCUGGUCCAUCGUCACCAUCUGCAAGUGUUUCCAUAUCAGUAGAUUCAUCUGGUGAGCUUGGUACUUGUCCAAGUUUACCUCCCAAGGAUGUGCCUUCCUCCCAAAUUGCAUCUAUUCAGGAGACACUCAACCAGCUAAUAUCCAUGCAAAGAGAGUUGCAGAAACAAAUGUCUGUCACAGUUGUUGAACCUCUUGCUAAAGAAGGUAAAAGAUUGGAAGCAGCAUUGGGCCGAAGCAUGGAGAAAACUGUAAAGACUAACUGUGAUAUAUUAUGGGCUCGGUUUCAAGAGGAAAAUGCAAAACAGGAGAAAGAAGUGCGGGAUCGUUUGCAACAGAUCACAAACUGCAUAAACAAGGACUUACCUGCUAUGGUUGAGAAAACCAUAAAGAAGGAAUUAGGUACCUUAGGCCCAGCUAUUACACGUGCAAUAUCUCCUGUAUUAGAAAAAGCAGUCUCUGCAGUCAUUGCAGAGUCAUUCCAGAAAGGUGUGGGUGAUAAAGCAGUUAAUCAACUUGAGAAAUCUGUUAAUUCAAAACUUGAAGCGACUGUUGCUAGGCAAAUCCAAGCGCAAUUCCAGACCUCUGGCAAACAGGUUUUACAGGAAGUAUUUAAAUCCAGCUUGGAAGCUUCAAUAAUCCCAGCUUUUGAGAUUUCAUGUAAAACCAUGUUUGAGCAAGUUGAUUCUGCAUUACACAAAGGGAUUGUUGAACAUACAACCGCUGCCCAACAGCAAUUUGAAUCUUUGCAUUCUCCACUAGCAAUUGCGUUGAGGGAUGCAAUUAACUCUGCAUCAACAAUGACACAAACCUUAAGUAAUGAAUUAGGUGAUGGUCAAAGAAAGUUGAUGGCUAUGGCAAUUUCAGGAGCUAAUUCGAAAGGAUCAAAUUCUUUGAUAAGUCAACUUAGUAGUAAUGAGCCUUUGGGCCCUCAGAUUGAGGCACCCAUGGAUCCAAAAAAGGAGCUAUUGAGAUUGAUAUCUGAACAUAAAUUAGAUGAAGCCUUCACGACUGCCCUACAUAGAAGCGAUGUUCAGAUUGUUUCUUGGUUAUGCUCUCAGGUUGAUUUGAAGAAGAUUUUAGCAAUGUAUCCAAUCCCAUUGAACCAAAGAGUGUUACUAUCUCUUCUACAGCAGUUGGCUUGUGAUAUUAGCAAUGAUGCAACAGAAAAGCUAUCAUGGAUGACAGCAGUGGCACUUGCAAUAAAUCCGGGGGAUGCUAUGAUUGUUUUACAUGUGCGCCCCAUAUUCGAGCAAGUAUAUCAGAUUCUCACCCAACUUUCCAGCCUGCCCACAACAUCCAGUGUCGACUUCUCCAGUAUCCGCAUCAUCAUGCAUGUUAUUAACUCCAUGUUAAUAAAUUGUAAAUGAUUUCUCAUUUGUCUCCAUGAUUUGUUCUUGAUAUGGGUGGAUAGUGUAGUUACAGCUGAACCCAUAUCAGUUCUUCAUAUACUCUUAUAUUCUCUAGUAUGUUUUUGAUGUAGUUUUACAGUAACUAGAGAGUAUUGAGAAGUAUUUUUCUUAGCUACAGUCUACAAUACUAUUUCUGUUAAUGUAAAACAGUAUGUUUAGUGAAAUUUUGUUUAAUGUGGGACUAUUCUGCAAUAUCUUUUGUGUUACAAUAAUAAAUAAAUAUUGCUGAAACUUUUAAAUCUCUAAUGACAAGAAUAAAUAAUCUUUGUUUGAUA